Molecule: messenger RNA, 3115 nt
Organism: Cyclopterus lumpus (lumpfish)
Lineage: Eukaryota; Metazoa; Chordata; Actinopteri; Perciformes; Cyclopteridae
Gene: ccne1
Product: cyclin E1
Exons: 13
Coding region: 821-2233 (470 amino acids)
Biological process (GO): regulation of cyclin-dependent protein serine/threonine kinase activity; G1/S transition of mitotic cell cycle
Cellular component (GO): cytoplasm; centrosome; nucleus
Molecular function (GO): cyclin-dependent protein serine/threonine kinase regulator activity
Source: RefSeq, a predicted model, not a curated record
AGCCCUGCGACCACACAGUGACGUUAUACCACGUUUAUACCGAGUCUGACACACACACAUACAAGUGGCUGACCUCUGUCCUUUUGUCGCCUCACACACAGCACAACAACAAUGUAACUGAUGCAAAGACCGGACCUGAAGCCAGAGCCACGGCCAGGGCCUGCUGGUUGGCAGAAGACAGUAUUUGCACUCCGAGCGGCAGGCGAGGACAGACGCUUCUCACCGCAGCGCAGACUGCGGCCAUACAGGUGGACACCUCAGGGCCUACGGAGAAGGAGUACGGGAUGUCGUGCAUGUUCUCGACGAUCACGCCGUCCUGAGAGAUAUGGGAAGGGUUACCGGCUUGCCCCGGGAGACUUCCAUAUGUAUCGACCGCAUAGCAAGAAGGUGCUCCGCGCAGGACACGGAGGCGAAACUGAGCAGAACUGGGUUGAAAUCGGUCCUCGGAGAGGCAGCGGACCCGGAGGUUUAGCACCAAGUUAAAUCCACUCCUCUCUGACGUUGACGCUCCAAGUCAUCUGUUCCCUACUAGGCGCCAGCUCAGAGGAACUAGCCCGGCCUGGAUGCACACACUCGGACCGAGAGCACCUCCGAGUGUGAACAACAAGUCUGCGAAGUUGCACACUCUUCAUAUUUAUCUCCCAGACGUGGAUGAGAGUGACCUUCCAGGGCAGAAUCUCGAGGUUUACUCUGAAACGGACAUCCACCCCAACUAUCUAUCUAUCUAUCUAUCUAUCUAUAUAUCUCUAUAUCUAGAUAAUGAUAUAGAUAUAUAUCUAUAUAGAUAUAGAUAUAUAGAUAGAUAUAUAUUUAAAAAAAUAUGCAAGGACAACGGGAAGAGACAGAACCACAGUCUGUUGCUCCCGAGGUGCCCAGAGAAAAUACAGUACGACCGAGAAAGAGGAAGGCAGAUGUUGCCAUUCAUUUACAGGAUCUGGAUGAAGAGGUAGCAGAGAUGACAAAGAAAAAGCAGCGUGAAUGCGAGGAUGCAAUGUUCUGUGUGUCAUCCCUCUGCUCUUCCCUGUCUCGCUCGCUCUCUCCUGUGAAGCUGGGCUGGAGUCCUGAUGCCGGUUACACAAGUCCCCAGAGGUGUAUCCCCACACCUGACCAGGAAGAGGACCAACCAGUUUCCCUGAUAAACGUGGGUUUCCCCCACUACAACUUUAACAACGUGUUUGUGACACCCGUACGCUGCGCGCCACUUCCCGCGCUGUGCUGGGCCAGUAAGGAUGUGGUAUGGAACAACAUGUUGGAGAAGGACAGGAUCUACACCAGGGACGUCCACGUGCUGGAGAAACAUCCACAUCUGCAGCCAAAGAUGCGGGCAGUUCUCCUGGACUGGCUCAUGGAGGUGAGCGAGGUGUACAAGAUGCACAGGGAGUCGUACCACCUUGCCCAGGACUACUUUGACCGCUUCAUGGCCACGCAGAGGAACGUCUUCAAGUCAACGCUGCAGCUCAUCGGCAUCACCUGUCUCUUCAUCGCUGCCAAAGUCGAGGAGAUGUAUCCUCCUAAAGUCCAACAGUUUGCCUAUGUUACAGACGAAGUCUGCACUGAAGAUGAGAUUCUCAGUAUGGAAAUCAUCAUUAUGAAGGAGCUGAAGUGGAGUCUUUGCCCACAAACUCCCAUCUCCUGGCUCAAUGUUUACAUGCAGGUGGCCUACCUGAAGGAGUCGGACGAGCUGCUCAUCCCCAGAUAUCCCCAGAGUACCUUCACACAAAUCGCAGAGUUGUUGGACCUGUGUAUACUAGAUGUGCGAUGCCUGGAGUUUUCCAAUGGCAUCCUUGCUGCUUCAGCCCUGUUUCACUUCUCAUCUCUGGAGCUGGUGGAAAAUGUCUCGGCUCUGAAGAGGGUGGAGGUCGAGGAAUGCGUUAGGUGGAUGGUGCCGUUCGCCAUGGCGCUGCGGGAAGUUGGUGGGUCGUCGAUGAAAACCUUCGCAGGAAUCCCUGUAGAUGACGUGCACAACAUCCAGACCCAUGCCUCCUACAUCACGUGGCUGGACAAGGCUUACUCUUACCAGGAUGUGGAGCUGGAGCGUCACGUCGGCUGCCCCGUACCUUCAGGUGUCCUGACUCCACCGAAGAGCAGCGAGAAAACCGAGGAGUCUGUGCGAGUGGAUGCUGCGCUGCUGAAAAUCCGGCCCAGGAUUCCAACUCCAUACCCGCAACUCGGCACCUUCCGAAGGAGUGCAGCCAACUUUGAAACUGACAAGACGACAGCAAAUCCUAAUUAAGAGUUUUAGCUGUAAGCGGAAGGAAAGUCUCACCUGUUUACUCUGACAAACUGCGCUAUUGCAGUACCUGUGCACACCUGUGUGAUUUUUAAAAAAGAAAAUUUUUAAUUUCCCAGUGGGAAUCAUUGAUGGAAAUCUUUGGGGUUUUUUUGUUUGUUUUUUCAAAGCCAUGCUGAUUACUCGGAUCCAGACACUUUUAAAUAUCUGGCGUGGGCGCACACAGGGACUUUGACUAAAUUUAAAGAACACUGACGUACAGUGAGCAAAUGGUUUGGAUGACCCUGUCCUCGCAGGAAUCUUACUUAUUUAACCCUCCAGUGAAGAUGAAACCACAAAGAAGGGCAGUUGGGACAACACGGCCCAAAAAGGAUAUUUAUAUUUAUUUUUAAUAGCAUAGCACCUAAAUGCUUGCCUUCAUUAUCAAUAACGCCUAGAUUUUGUGGUUGCCAUUUUUAUUUUCUAUACAGAGGCCAAAUUGAAUCGACAGUUUGUGGAGUCUUGAUUUAGUGUGUGUGUGUGUGUGUUUGGGGGAAAGGGUGAUUGCUGUUUUUAAUCUAUUAGUGGCCUCAUUUGCCCAAAAACUAUUCCUAGGGUCAUAUUUGGCUCUUUGUGCUGCUAUAAAAGUGGGCGUUGCAUGAUGGAUGGGUAAGAGAGAGAGCGUGUGUGUGUGUGUGUGACAGAGAAAUUGUGUGUUGCUCUUGUUCUUGGUUCUACUCUUGUCAUUUUUAUUGGACAAAACAUGGCCAUGUUUUGCUGAGGGACCAGUAGCGUGGCUACCUAAAAGGCUUCAGAAUAUUGAUUGUAUUUAACUUUUUAUUUUCUUUCCCCACCACCAACAUGCAAGAUUUGUAUUUGACUUUAUAAAUAAAAUGCUGCUACAUA